UAUUCCCUCAUUAAUGCAUAUCUUGUAAACGCAAAGAGAGAGGAGAGAAAGAGAGCUUGCAAAUGGCAUCAACACUUCUAUUCAAGGUGGUAUUUGUUCUUGAUUUCAUUGCUUUUGCGCUUGCUCUUCAAGCUGAGCAGAUGAGAAGUACGAAGGCAAAUAGCCAAAGCAAUUAUACACUCGCAAGAUCUGCAGACAAAAAAGACCAUAGCAAGAAACUUUGUCCUGUGUAAAUUCAGUUGAGGGGCAGCCUGAUGGAUGUCAGAGUUCUGUUCUUGGAUCAGAAAUUGUUUAUUGUGGAUGCCAAGGUUGUUACUGACCUUGAAUUCAAGUACAAUUAUUGUGUCUACGACUCAGAGAUUGCAACAAGUUUAGGAAUUACUGCAACUGUUCUACUUUUGGUGAGUCAAGUGCUCACGAUGAGGUGGGCCUGUCUAUUCUCCUUCUGCUUCAGAAAGGCCCUGAAGCACGGAGGUUGCGGAGCUUGUGCACUUAUCCUUUCCAUCAUCUGCUGGAUUACGUUCUUGGCUGCUGAGGGAUGCUUGCUGGUGGAUUCUGUGAGGAAUGCUCAACACACCAAAUACAGGACCAUAUUCGGUCAGGACGCGCCUUAUUGUCAGACAUUGAGGAAGGGAGUUUUUGAGGCAGGAGCAGCUCUCACUUUGCUCACAAGUUUAUUCUCCAAGAUGAAUUAUGUCUGCUGUUUUAAGCAUCAGGAAGGCUUUGACACAGAGAACACUGAGUUGGGAAGCUACACUUCCAUUUAAUUUCAGUAAAUUUGGUUUUUAGCAAUAAUUAUGUAUUCAUUCAGUUUGCUUUUUAGAAAAUUUGCUUAAUAGAAUGUUUACCCAACCGGCCCAGCAGUCAAACCUGUUUAGGUAGCAGGUCCUUCAACCAGGCAACAUGAAGCCUUUUAUCAUUCGGCCGACCCAUUUCGUGGCUACCUGGCCCCAGCUUGCUUUUCUACACAUCUUUUUUGUGCAAAAAAACAGGGUCGAAGCCCAAGAAAGAGAAAAAGUAAACAACUCUAAAAACUAGGAUUGAAAUCCAUGCUCUGUUAAAGAAUUGGAGAAGAAAAAAAAAAACAAACAAAAAUAUAAGCUUAAGAGUCUCUCCAAACCUAUGUUACGUAUUUUUAAUAGCCUAAUAAGAAUGAUAUUAGCCAAUUUGUUUCA
Molecule: messenger RNA, 1175 nt
Organism: Hevea brasiliensis (rubber tree)
Lineage: Eukaryota; Viridiplantae; Streptophyta; Magnoliopsida; Malpighiales; Euphorbiaceae
Exons: 4
Coding region: 255-767 (170 amino acids)
Source: RefSeq, a predicted model, not a curated record